Molecule: messenger RNA, 8484 nt
Organism: Conger conger (European conger)
Lineage: Eukaryota; Metazoa; Chordata; Actinopteri; Anguilliformes; Congridae
Product: bromodomain adjacent to zinc finger domain protein 2A-like
Exons: 27
Coding region: 166-6060 (1964 amino acids)
Cellular component (GO): rDNA heterochromatin
Molecular function (GO): DNA binding; protein binding
Source: RefSeq, a predicted model, not a curated record
UCAAUGAUGAUGGCUGCACUUUAGUAAGCCAGCCAUGUUUGCUAAUAAUGAAACCCAAAGGUUCGUUACCUGUUUAUUAUUUGCAUCAUCUGCACAAACAUAAACAUAUUUCGCCAACCAAGAACAUUCAAGAAAUUUCUGUCUUUCGAAAUCAAGGAUUAUAAGAUGGAAUCGGAUAAUCAUUUUAACUUUGUCAGCCACCCGCCUGUUUCAACAAACUCAGGGACUACACUUUCCUCAGGGGGAUCGCACGACACUAACGGGUCCUCCAUAAGCCUCCUACCACCAUUGAAAAAUGUGAAUGGUCAGAUGAAUGUUAACGACAUCACUACUGUGAAGGGCCCCAGCCAGCCCUCCCCCCUUCCUUCCACACCGUACACUCACGUUGGCCAUCACGGCCACCACAGCAAACUUGAAUAUGACUACCUGUGGGAACAGCAGCAGUACAGUCCCCCAACCAGUAUGGGGCCCAGAGCCAGCCUGCUGCAGUCGCAGGAACACGGACAAUCCCAGCUGAGCGGUGGGCUGGUGGCCUCCUGCCCGCCUAAUGUUACGGUGGGGAAGGGUGGGUACUGGAACCAGGGUACUCCUGCCCAGCAGCAUGGCAGUUCCCCAAAGCCCAUGGAGUACAGCUCGCACGGGGCCUCCCAGAGUCAGCCUCCCCUCAGUGCAGCGCCCCAACAGCACCACCACAACCUGCAGGGACAGCAGCAUCAUCUGCAAAACAAACGCCAGCCAUCCCAACAACGACACCAGCCAUACCAGCAACAACAACUGCAACACCACCAACCGUCCCCGCAGCAUCACCACCAACCGUCCCCGCAGCAACACCACCAACCAUCCCAACAGCAACGACGGCAUCCAUCCCAGCAACAACAUGAACAGCAACCAUUCCAGCAGCAUCCGCACGAAGCAUUCCAUGAACCACCAUCCCAACAACACAACCAACAAUCACCUCAGCAUCAACACCAGGACCAACCAUCCCAACAACACCAGCAGCAUCAUGGAAUGAUGUUCAGUGGGGUUUCCUGCUUCCACCAGCUGGCGUCUCACCCCUCACACCCACCAGCUCAGGAGUUGCCCCCUUUUUCUCAGAGCUAUGCUCCCCAAACCAAUAGCCCUCAACAACACAACCUGGGCCAGGAGGCGUCCACCAGCCACCUGUCUGAGCAGAUUCCAUCUCCUGCACUGCAGAGCGGCACCCCCCUAACCAGCAAUGGCUCCCUAACCCGCACAGUGACGCCGGCAUUCAGCCAGAGUAACGGGCAUGUGAAUGAGGGGUACAGCAAGGUGGAUGGUUGCUCCGGUGGCAGUGAGCAGUUUUCUGUCACCCAGCGACGUCCCAAGAUUGAGGGGUUUCCUGUUGAGGCCCCUGCUCCUCUCCCCACCUCUCCCUGCCACUCCCAGGUUCAGCAGGCCUUUGUGGAUUAUGGCGGAGCCUCCGUGAGCCAGUGGGUCGCAUCGAGGGACCCGCCGUUUCCUUUUGCUCCACCCGCCGAGACAGAAUCCACGCAUGGAACGCCAAAUCAGCCGGGAUUUGCUCCGCCCUCCGACUCUUCUUUAGCAAUGGUAGAGACUUCCCUAGCAACCGGUAGCAAACAGGAGGUAUCCAACACGAACCUUGGCAGGGAGGUGGAGGCCAGUGCCCCACAGUUCCGUUCUUGGGCUUCGGGCCUGGCGGAAACCCAAAACGGUCCUAUGGCAUCCUCCGGGUACAAACCCCCAGGACGUUCAACCUGCGUCCCCCAGAAGAGCGGUUACCCAGACCGCAUCCACGAGAGCGUCUCGGAGGAUGAAGAAACUGCAAACGGGAUCUCCACCGUGGAAGAUUCUGACGGAAGUCCUCCACACCUGGUGUCCCUCAGUGAUGACAUGGAAGACAGACCCCCACACUCUGACCGCACGGUCUCCACCCUGCCCCCGUCCAACAAUUGUGAGCUGGAGGAGCAUGGGGGUGUGCGGGAGGCCCCAGGCUCGGCUGUGAGUGCAGCGGUGGGAGUCUGUACGGAGGACACGCAGAAGGAGCCGCGCCAUUCUCCAGCCUCCAGCACUGGAACUUCAGCAGAGGAAGACUCUGCCUCCCACGCCCCUGCCAGUCCUGGUUCACUGUGUGAAAAGGAGAGUAAAGGUGACACGGAUGACAGGUCUGGACCUCUGGACCACUCUGAAGACGAAACUCCCGCCUCGGCCACAGCAGCGCUCCCAUCCUCACCCUCCAACUGCCAAGAUCCCUUCUGCUCCCACCCUUACCCGCCCUCCCCCGGCCCCCUCCCAGCCAGACCCAAGGCCAAGAGGGCCAAGAAAAGAUCUAAAAUGCCCAAAAUGGAGGUGAAAAUUGAAGACAACUCAAAUGAAGAGGAAGAAGAGGUAUCUGUGACUCAUGGCCCCAGGAGGAGGAUAGCCACUGAGGAGCAAGUGUAUUUCCCCCUGAUGCAUGGGUGGAAACGGGAAGUCCGGGUGCGCAGGUGUGAGAAUCGGCUGAAGGGGGAGACCUGGUACUACAGCCCCUGCGGCAAGAGGAUGAAGCAGUUUCCUGAAGUCAUCAAGUAUCUGCAGAGGCAGCAGGGCGGUGUGGUGUCCAGGGAACACUUCAGCUUCAGCCCGCGCAUGCCGGUUGGAGACUUCUUUGAAGAGCAGGAAACUGCCCAGGGCUCGCAGUGGCUCCUCCUGGCCCACGAGGAGGUGCCCUCCAUCAUCAUGGCCAUCACUGGGAGGCGUGGCCGGCCCCCGAAUCCUGAGCGGGAGAGGCCCCGAUCCCGCGGCCGCCGGGCCCCGGGCAGCCCUGCCAGACGCCCCGGGCGGCCCCCCAAUGCCAGAACCCUGGAUCUGCUGAGGAAGCUGGACCCCAGGCUGCUGCUCAAACUGGAGGCUCGCGAAAUUCUCACUGAAGAAGAGAAGGAGAAACUGAAGAAAAUCAAGAGGAGGAUGAAGAGAAAGAAGGCCAAAGGGCCAGAUCAGGAGUGGGGGGAGCCGGGUGCCACCUUCCAUGGAGCCGGUCCGCUGGAGCAGAGGGGCUGGGCGUGCGGGCAGACCCCCGGCCGGGGGAAACGUGUGAGCUUGGUGCGGAGCGAGGCGAAGGCGCUGGCCAAGGCCCGGGCAGAGGAGGCCCAGGUCGUGGCCGCGGAGGUGGCCAGGAGGCAGACGGAGAGGCGGGCGCAGGUGCAGAGGCACCUGGAGGAGCGGCACAGGCAGAAGUUCUUCCUGGAGGAGCUGAAGAAGCCCACGGAGGACAUGUGCCUCAGCGACCACCAGCCCCUGCCGGAGCUGCCCUGCGUGCCGGGCCUCGUGCUCCCAGGCCGCGCCUUCGCACACUGCCUCCUGGUGGUGGAAUUCCUGCACAGCUACGGGAAGGUGCUGGGGCUCCAGCUGUCGGGGGACGUGCCUAGCCUGGCCACCCUGCAGGAGGGGCUCCUGGGCCUGGGCAGCGAGGCUGAGCUCCUGGACCUGCUGGUGCAGCUAGUGCAGGCUGCGCUUCACCACCCGGGCCUGCCCUCCCACUACCAGUCGGUGAAGAUUCUCGGGGAGCGGCUGGGGGAACUGGAGCUGAACCCCAGCAGUGUGUCGGAGGGGCUGCGGAUCUUUCUGGAAUCGCGUGGCUUUGAGCCGGCCGUGUGCGCCAGCCUGAGCUCCAGGCCGUUCCAGGCCCACAGCCCGGACGCUAAGGCCGCCAUGCUGGCCUUUCUGGUGGAGGAGCUCAACGGCGGCAGCAUCGUCACCAAGGAUUUGGAUAGCACGCUGGAGAAAAUGGCUACCUUCAGGAAGAACAAGUGGAUAAUGGAAGGAAAGAUACGCAAGCUGAAGGCGGCGCUGGCCCAGCAGACUGGCUGCUCGGCAGAGGAGCAGGGGGGCACCUCCAGGGCCGAGGAGACCCUGGGCCUGGAGGAAAGCGGCAGCAGCCUGGAGAGGAGCCACUGCACCCCCAAACGGGAGGCCCAGCGCGGGCAGAGUGAGAGUGCUUCCUCCGCCAGCGUGGCUGACCUUGAACGACAGAUCGAUAAGCUGACCAAGCGGCAGGUGUUCUUCCGUAAGAAGCUGCUGCAUGCGUCCCACUCCUUGCGCGCGGUCUUCCUGGGAGAGGACCGGUACCGGCGCCGGUACCAUGUCCUGCCCCACAUCGGUGCCGUCCUGGUGGAGGGGUCGGAGGAGAUCUUGGGUUGCCAGGGAGGCGUAUCCGUGUCCGAGGAGGCCGUCCCGGACCUCGCCCCCGUUAAGAAGGAGCCCAAACCCGAGCCCAAACCCGAGCCCAAACCUGAGCCCCCGCCGGUCCCUGCGGAGGCCCAGCCCCUCCCGGGCCCCGCGUCCCUCAUGAGCAGCCCCAGUGGGCGGGGCCGGCCGCGGAAGAUCAAGCCCGAGCUGGAGCUGCACCUGCGGGCCGCCAAGAGCCGCCGUCGCCGCGGCAGCAAGGCCGGCCGCCAGGAGGAGGCCGCCGCCAAACCCCCCGCCGGGGACAGCGUGAAGGAGGAGGCCGAGAGGCAGGGCCUGUGGUUCAACCUGCUGCCCAAAACCCCCUGCGACCCCGCCCUGCCUUCCCCUGACCCCGCCCGGACCCCUGGGGCCACGGCCGAUCAUCCCACCUCACCUUACCAGCUGUUCCUGGAAUCGCACUCUCCCUCCCAGCUGUGCUCCACCCCGCUCAGGGGCCGGGGCAGGGGCCGGGGUAGGGGCCGGGGCCGGGGCCGGGGCAGGAGGGGCAGUGCGGUCUGCCUGCCGGGGGGCCCUAGGCGGCGCGGGCGGCCCUCCUCCACGCUCCUGCGUCAGAUCGAGCAGCAGUACCUCUCUCAGCUGGUCACCAGGCCCAUACCCGCAGGGAUGGUGCGCGGCUGGUGGUGGGUGAGGGGCCCUGAGGAGCUGGAGGCCCUGCUGAAGGCCCUGCACCCCCGGGGCAUCAGGGAGAAGGCUCUGCACAAACACCUGAGCAAGCACAGCGAGUACCUCUCCGAGCUGUGUGCCCAGCUGCCCCGCGAUCCCAUGUUCCGGGAGGAAACCGCGGCAGGUGGGGCGUCGCAGGCCCUGGCCCAGGUGUGGGAUGGGGAGGGCAGAGCCAUGCAGGCCGACCUCAGCGUGCUGCAGUGGGUGGAGGACCUGGAGAAGAGGGUCCUGGCGGCCCAACUGCACGUCAAGGGCUGGGCCCUGCCGGAGCCGGACUCCUCACGGGAGGACCUGCAGUACCACGAGCACGAGCCGGACCCUGAGGACGACUGGAUCGUGAGGCCCAAGAAGGAGUGGUGUCACUUCCUGCGGCUGCCCGGCAACCCCCUGGACCUGGCGGUGCAGCGGCUGGGCGGGCUGGAGCGCGCUCUGGAGCGCUGCUACCUGAAGGAGCCGCUGUGGAGCCCGGGGGAGGUGAUGCGGCUAGCGCCCCUCACCCCGCUCCCUGGGGAGAGCGUCCCGCAGGACCUGGAGAGUGUGGAGAGCGAGAUCACCCUGCGUUUGCGGGCGUGGCGCCAGGCCCUGGAUCGCUGCCGUAGCUCUGCCCAGCUCGCCCUGUGCUUAAUGCAGUUGGAGCACGCCAUUGCCUGGGAGAGAUCAGCUAACGGUGAGCAGCAUCAUCCUCCAAAGCAGAAGUCCCGCGUGCGCAGGAAGAACCCCGGGGGUGCUGACCCGGGCAGCUCGGACGAGGAAGACCCCCGCAGGAGGGCGGGGGGCCGCAAGGACGAGCAGAGCUUCUCCUCUUACGCCCGCUUCUCAGGGGACAGCGUCUCUCCUGCCAAACGCCGUCGCGUGAACACCCGCAACCAACCGGACCUCACCUACUGCGAGAUCAUCCUGAUGGAGAUGGAGGCUCACACCGAUGCCUGGCCCUUCCUGGAGCCCGUUAACCCCCGAUACGUCCCUGGUUACCGCCGCGUCAUCAAGAACCCCAUGGACUUCCUCACUAUGAGGCAGCGUCUGCUCCAAGGAGGGUACUGCAGCAGUGAGGACUUCGCAGCCGACGCCCGGCUGGUCUUCAGCAACUGUGAGCUCUUUAACGAGGACACGUCGGAGGUGGGGGCGGCCGGUCACUCCAUGAAACGCUUCUUCGAGAGCCGCUGGGCUGAGUUCUACCACAAAGACCAGUAGCAGGGCCUGGGUGUGCGGGCCUCCUGCCUGCGUGUGAGGGCCUCCUGCCUGCGUGUGAGGGCCUCCUGGCUGGGUGUGGAGGGCCUCCUGGCUGGGUGUGGAGGGCCUCCUGGCUGGGUGUGGAGGGCCUCCUGCCUGCGUGUGAGGGCCUCCUGCCUGCGUGUGAGGGCCUCCUGCCUGGGUGUGGAGGGCCUCCUGGCUGGGUGUGGAGGGCCUCCUGGCUGGGUGUGGAGGGCCUCCUGCCUGGGUGUGGAGGGCCGGCCUCCUGGCUGUGAAGAGCUCUUGUGGGACCUCUGGAUCUCCUUUGCCUCUGCUGUUCGUCAUUACCAGCUGAUCUGCUACUGGAGCCUCUGCUUUCUGCAAACAUGGACAGAUUUUGUUCCUCUUCCCAUUUUGUUCCCCCAACCACAUCUUUAUAGAUUCUAGACUUACCAUGAUAAAUCAGGGAUUAUAUUCAGGAAUAUGUUUUUUUUCUGUGAUCGGGUUACACUGCUGAUGAAUCAAAGUCUACUUCACUGGACCCCAAAACUGUUUGAAACCAAAACUCUUUAAAUGAGCUCCUAUCCUCGAGUAUGGCUUCAGUCAGAAUUGGCUGCCUGUCGUACUGGGUCCACGUUAGUGCCUUCUACUGAAAAUAUAAUGUUGUGGUCUUAAAGGCUAAAAGCAUUUUGUCCGUGUAUGUGCGUGUGUGUGUGCACCCACACAUUGUACAUUGCUUGGCUGAGUUUUCCUAUAGCAAUGGGUCAUUGCGAACAUGCACAGAACAAAUAUUAUGGAUUCUUUAAAUGACUGGUGGAACAGAAAUGAUUUGUUCAGUCAGGCGAUUCGAUUCUGUGAAACGCCAUUGCUGCUUUAUCUGGAAUGUUCUCAUGAACUUGAAGAGUUUGUUCUUUCCCAGUCCUCUGGUUUGGUGCUCAUACUGCAGGUAUUUUAUUUCCUCUGCUUUUUUCGUUUAGCUUCUCUAUGUUUUAGGUCUUGUUCUGGUUUCAUAUAGUAUAAUUUUAAGUCUCUUUUACAUUUUUUAAAUUUUGCUUUAGUGGCAUUAUUCAACAAUAGUUUUUAAUGAAACAAGUGUAGAUUCCCAGCUUUUCUUGCAAUAGAGAAUUGAAAUAAUGUGUUUUAGAGCCAACUUUUACAGAUGCAUUAAAGCUGCUGUUGGGAGUGAAGUAAAAUGUCUGGUCCAAUCCCAAUUUUUUUUUUUUUGAUUUCUGGCAGUCCCUCGGGUGAGAUCGUAGUUUCUACACUGGCUUUGGCUUCGGAGGCUUUGAGUGGUGUCCGUGGAAGCCAGCAGAGGGGGGGCAUGUUGGUACUGUAGAGGAGGGCUGCAGCCUCAGUACAGAGAGCCAUAACGUGGCUCAGCAGUGCUUCUCUUUAGCGUUUCCUUCAUAUUGUUCUCCUCUCGUAACAGACAAGGGUGGCUUCUACUAGUCUCCACUUUGAUUUGUGGUGUUUACUUUUUUUAAAAUUUUUAUUCCAUGUACAUUUUUCCUUUUUCUUUUCCUUACCGUAAACCUGCACUGAUUUUAUCAAGGUUUGUGGAAGAACCUGAAAGCUCUCUACAGUUUAUCGGGUGUUUAAACUUUCUUACACUGGUUUAAAAAAAAUAAAUAAAUAAAAUACUGAUGUGUCCUUUUGUAACACUAAAGGGAUGUCUUUUUUUCUGAAAACCAAAAUGUGGUGGUCUGUCGAUUUUAAUAAUGUACUAUUUUUUGACUAAAUGUAUUCCAUUCUAUAUUUUUAGGACCAAUAUAAUUUUUACGAGGUAUUAAAAAAACUCUCUUGGGCUGCUGGGUGGCCCAUCUGGUUAAGGCACUGUUGUUCUAGUGCAUGGAUGGGCCCCAGAGUCCGGGAUCAGAUCCAGGCCCAGGCAGGGCCGGCUGUGGCCGGUACCCCCACAGGGUGAUCCGUUCUUGGCAUCAGAGGUGCCCUGGGCGAGGGAGGGUUUGUUUGGCAAUGAUCUGCAUCUUACUUGUUUUCUAGUAGCCUUUGGGAGCCAAUGGUAGCCAAUAGCCUUUUGUAGUGACCCCUACGGGUUGAUAUUGCACCUGCACACAAGGUGUCUGCAUCCAGCUCGUACCUGUGCAAGCCCUGCUUGUGUGACCAGUGCCAGGGCUUGACUGUUGCAGGUCUGCGCUCUCCCAGGUCCAUGGUGAUGAGUGAGUGUUGAGUGAUCCUGUACGGUCGACAAUUUCAAAUCUGGGGGUAAACGGGGUAGGGGACCGCAUACGAAUGUGAUGACACCUUCGCGUUCGCAGAACAUUGUAUGGAUUUGAGAAUGUUAUACGAGCGUGAUGUAGCAGCUGUGCGUUUGCAGAACGUUAUGCCAAUGUUGUGUAACAGCUGUGCAUUUCCUGACCAUGAAUACAGAUGUAACACCUGGGCAUUUGUAGAAUGUACUGUGAGAGAAAUAAAGUGUGUCUAGUA